AUGGAGCCAGAUCCCAAAUUAUUGUCUCUUCUAGAAAAAGUUAAUAACCCUAUAGAAAAGCUUACCAUUCAUUUGACAAUUAAAGGUGUUUAUGGAUUUACAGAUGAUUGGAGGAUCACUGAUGAGACCAAUCCGGCGAUAUUUGCAAAUGUGAUUCGAUACAAAGGAGAGGAUAUGUUUGGGAAAAUAAGACCCAGAGAACAGACGGAGAAGGAGAAAUAUGAGGAGUAUCAGAAGAAUAGCAAGAAGAACAAAAAGGACUCUAAAAGUCCAGAAGAAGAAGAGGCCAUGAAGAAGGCCAUUGCUUAAGAAGAAGAGGAAGAAUUGUAAAAAUAGUAGCAUUUAGAAACCUUAUCUGAGUAAGAAAAGUUGUUUUUCAUUUCAGAAGAUAAAUUCAAAACUGCCAGCAUCUAAUAUGAGGAAACACAUUCAAUUGACAUUACUAAUGUUAGAUAAUUGGAGGAAGAGAUUUUAGAAUAAAGAAACACUAUUCAAUUCAUUAGACAACCAGCUGUGACAGAAGAGGAAUUAGUUAAAUUGAAGAAGGGUAAGACUAAGAAUUUGAAUAAUGCUGAAUUGACUUAGAUUAUUUUCAAGGGAGUGUUUGAUUUAGCUGAUCUAUUAGAACCUGGAUGUACUCACACUAUAGUGAGAGUAUUUUUAAAAUAAGAAGAAGGUUCUGAUUGUCCAAAGUAUAACUGUGAUAAAUUGUAUAUGAAAAUUGAAGUAAACACAGACCCAGCAUUAACACCAUUAGUUGAAGAUGUACCAUCGCUCUAUAUAGAACCUGUUAUUAUACAAAAGAUACCUAGCAAAUUUGAAUGUGUAUGGCAAUUCAAGAAGGAUAUCAAGGAAGCCAUGAAGUCUCUUGAAGAGGAAUACAGCAAAUUAUAUUAAAGUGAUUAAAAAGCUAAGACUUAACCCAUGAUUAGCAUGACUCAUCAGAGGUGGCUAGAAUUGACUAAGAAAAAAGAAUCUUUUCUUAAUGAAAUGAACACCUCUGGCAAGUACAAUAUCUUACAAGAGAGACUACGAUCUUCUAUUAUAAGAGUUUGUAUUGACAAGUUCGCCAAGGAAGGGUUGUUUGUUGGAGUUAAUAAGGAUGAACAGGAUAGAUUAUUUGCUGAAUUGUAUGUCUUUAUGAUGGAAUAAAUGCAAACCACUCUAGGAGAAUACAUACAAAACAAUAAGGAAGAUGACAUUCACGAAGAUUUGGUCUUAACUUUUGAAUAGAAUAUCAGGGAAAGAGAUAGAGUGUUCAAAAGACUCAAAGAGUCUCAAUUAGAAAAAUUCCAAAGAUUGGCCAAAGAAUACGAAACUAUUAAUUAAGUGAGCUAAGCACUCAAAUACUACACUAACAUGGUCUUGGUCGAUAAAACAUCAGCCUCAGCUUUUGCCAAAUAUUGUCUCAAAAUACAGAGGUUUAAGGCAGCUGAGCAAUUAAUCUAAAUGGUAAGAGAUGUGGAAUGGAAUAAGGAAAAUGAAUUACUAAUGGCUUGUCUCUAUAUUCGAAGAGAGAGAUUUAAGGAAGCUACUUAAAUCUUAAAGGAAUUAUUGCAAAAAGAACCUAUUAACACAUUAAUUAACUUGCUAAUGUCAUUCAUCUAUAGGCAGCAGGGGAAUGACAAUAUGGCUGAUAAGUAUUUAAGAUGCACUCAAAGAAUAUUCAUGAGAACAAUGGGUUUAUUGACUAAAGGAUUUGCAAAAUAAUAGCCUGAUCCUCAUCUUUUGCCUAAUUUCAAGUAACAAAUGAUUGAGUAAUAAGAGAAGGCUAAAAAGGCACCAGUAUUAACCUAAGAAUAAAUUGAUUCAAUUCAAUUAGAAUUAAUUGAAUAUUUUGCAUCUAGGAAUUUAUUUGAUUUAGCUGAAAAAGCAUUGGUUUCAAUCAAGGACAAGACAACUCAAAAGAUAAAUAUAAUCAAAGCUCAAAUUCAUAUUUUUAAUGAGAAUUAUCCUGAAGCAUUAACCUUGAUUUAGAAGUUAUUAACUUAAAAUUCCAGAUUCUAUGAUGUGUAUUUGAUUAAGGGAUCGUUAUGCUUUUAGACAGAAUAAUUUUAUGAAGCUGAAGAAACCUUCUUAAAGGCACUUUCGAUAUAGUCAAAGAGAUCGUUUGAUAUCCAAUUGAGAUUAGGGUACUUGUAUUUGAAGAGGAAAUCGUGGCAAGAUGCUAAGGUGAUUUUUGAGAAGGCUUUAGAUCAAUAACCGAAUAGUUCUUUAUCAUGGUUGGGAUUGGGAAUAGCAAAUUUAAGAUUGUGUGAUCCAAUCGCUGAAGAAUGUCUUUGCUAAGCGAAUAUCUAUGAGCCUUUCAAUGGGGAAGUUUGGGGAUAUUUGGCAUUGAAUUGCUUAUUGUAGAAGAGAGGACAACAAGCAAAGUAAUGUUUGUAACGCAUGGAAUAAACUGAGGUUUAUGAUUUGGAUUUGUUGCUUGAAUUAGCUGAGGAGAUGUCGUUGUGUUUCGAUUAUGAAAGUUGUCGAUCGAUUUUGAUGAGAGUUUAUGAAUCAAAGAUAGCAAUUUCGAACAUGGGAAAGUUGUUGAUGAACUUGGGUUAAGUGCAUUCAUAAUUAGGGAGAAAUGAGGAGGCCAAACAGUAUUAUAUUGAGUCAUUGAAGUAUUUGGAGAGCGUAAACGAGAAAGAAAAGGUAAAUUCUGAAAUCAAGAUAUUAUGA
Molecule: messenger RNA, 2667 nt
Organism: Paramecium tetraurelia
Lineage: Eukaryota; Ciliophora; Oligohymenophorea; Peniculida; Parameciidae
Exons: 4
Biological process (GO): cilium assembly; cilium movement
Cellular component (GO): motile cilium; extracellular exosome
Molecular function (GO): protein binding
Source: RefSeq, a predicted model, not a curated record